Schistocerca serialis cubense is the source of this 3517-nucleotide messenger RNA. RefSeq names its product serine-rich adhesin for platelets-like. NCBI's taxonomy places the organism in Eukaryota, Metazoa, Arthropoda, Insecta, Orthoptera, Acrididae. The record is from RefSeq and is a predicted model, not a curated record. The transcript has 6 exons. Bases 39 to 3380 code for a protein of 1113 amino acids.
UGUGGUGCCCUCGGCAAGGCACUCGAGGGCUCAGCAACAUGGCUCCCAAGCUGGUGAUCCUCCUCGCUCUGUCGUUCGUGGUGCAGAACGCAUACGCGUCACCCCUAUUGUUUAACUCGAUAGGGAAGAUUAUAGAAGAUGUGGCGGAGGGUAUUCACGACGCUAUGGAAGACGUUGCUAAUGGCAUAGACAACAUUGUGCAUGGAGGCACCACCACCAGCUCGACUUCUGCACCCACCACAAGUACUACCGUCACAGAGGUCACCAGCACCACUGUCUCUGAUGCCACUACCCCCUCUGCAGCCACCACAAGUUCAACUGCAGACGUCACAAGCUCUGCGACAACCUCUGCUGCAACUACUGCAAGUUCUUCUGCCUCAGAGGUCACCACCUCUGCGACUGCGUCUGAUGCAACUACUGCCACUGAAACUUCAGCUGGUACUACUGCCACAGUUGUAACAAGCUCUGUGACUGCAUCUGAUGCAACUACUGCUACUGAAACUUCAGCUGGUACUACUGCCACAGAUGUAACAAGCUCUGUGACUGCGUCUGAUGCAACUACUGCUACUGAAACUUCAGCUGGUACUACUGCCACAGAUGUAACAAGCUCUGUGACUGCAUCUGAUGCAACUACUGCUACUGAAACUUCAGCUGGUACUACUGCCACAGAUGUAACAAGCUCUGUGACUGCGUCUGAUGCAACUACUGCUACUGAAACUUCAGCUGGUACUACUGCCACAGAUGUAACAAGCUCUGUAACUGCGUCUGAUGCAACUACUGCUACUGAAACUUCAGCUGGUACUACUGCCACAGAUGUAACAAGCUCUGUGACUGCAUCUGAUGCAACUACUGCUACUGAAACUUCAGCUGGUACUACUGCCACAGAUGUAACAAGCUCUGUGACUGCGUCUGAUGCAACUACUGCUACUGAAACUUCAGCUGGUACUACUGCCACAGAUGUAACAAGCUCUGUGACUGCAUCUGAUGCAACUACUGCUACUGAAACUUCAGCUGGUACUACUGCCACAGAUGUAACAAGCUCUGUAACUGCGUCUGAUGCAACUACUGCUACUGAAACUUCAGCUGGUACUACUGCCACAGAUGUAACAAGCUCUGUAACUGCGUCUGAUGCAACUACUGCUACUGAAACUUCAGCUGGUACUACUGCCACAGAUGUAACAAGCUCUGUGACUGCGUCUGAUGCAACUACUGCUACUGAAACUUCAGCUGGUACUACUGUCACAGAUGUAACAAGCUCUGUGACUGCGUCUGAAACUUCUUCAAGUGCUACUGUGUCAGAUGUUACGACUUCUGUAACUGUCUCCGAUGGUACGACCACCGUUGGACUUUCUAAAACUACUGCGCCAGCUGUCUCCAGCACUGCUACCACUGCUACUGCCACUGCCACUGCUUCUGAAGCUGCUACCUCUGCUGAGACCUCAUCAAGCACAGUCUCAGAUGUCACCACCUCGGAUGCUGUCUCGGAAGCCAGUACCUCUGCUGACACCUCAUCAAGUACUGUAGUCUCUGACGUCACCAGCUCGGCUACCGCCUCUGAAGCCACUAGCUCUGCUGACACCUCAUCAAGUACUGAAGUCUCUGACGUCACCAGUUCGGCUACUGCCUCUGAAGCUACUACCUCUGUCGACACCUCAUCAAGCACCAUCGUUUCAGACGACACCAGCUCAGUUACUGCCUCUGAAGCUACUAGCUCUGAUGACACCUCAUCAAGUACUGUAGUCUCCGAUGACACCAGCUCGGCUACUGCCUCUGAAGCUACUACCUCUGCCGACACCUCAUCAAGUACCAUCGUUUCAGAUGACACCAGCUCGGUUACUGCCUCUGAAGCCACUAGCUCUGCUGACACCUCAUCAAGUACUGAAGUCUCUGACGUCACCAGUUCGGCUACUGCCUCUGAAGCUACUACCUCUGUCGACACCUCAUCAAGCACCAUCGUUUCAGACGACACCAGCUCAGUUACUGCCUCUGAAGCUACUAGCUCUGAUGACACCUCAUCAAGUACUGUAGUCUCCGAUGACACCAGCUCGGCUACUGCCUCUGAAGCUACUACCUCUGCCGACACCUCAUCAAGUACCAUCGUUUCAGAUGACACCAGCUCGGUUACUGCCUCUGAAGCCACUACCUCUGCUGACACCUCAUCAAGUACUGAAGUCUCUGACGUCACCAGUUCGGCUACUGCCUCUGAAGCUACUACCUCUGUCGACACCUCAUCAAGCACCAUCGUUUCAGACGACACCAGCUCAGUUACUGCCUCUGAAGCUACUAGCUCUGAUGACACCUCAUCAAGUACUGUAGUCUCCGAUGACACCAGCUCGGCUACUGCCUCUGAAGCUACUACCUCUGCCGACACCUCAUCAAGUACCAUCGUUUCAGAUGACACCAGCUCGGUUACUGCCUCUGAAGCCACUAGCUCUGCUGACACCUCAUCAAGUACUGAAGUCUCUGACGUCACCAGUUCGGCUACUGCCUCUGAAGCUACUACCUCUGUCGACACCUCAUCAAGUACUGUAGUCUCCGAUGACACCAGCUCGGCUACUGCCUCUGAAGCUACUACCUCUGCCGACACCUCAUCAAGUACCAUCGUUUCAGAUGACACCAGCUCGGUUACUGCCUCUGAAGCCACUACCUCUGCUGACACCUCAUCAAGUACUGAAGUCUCUGACGUCACCAGUUCGGCUACUGCCUCUGAAGCUGCUACCUCUGCUGACAGCUCAUCGAGUACUGUAGUCUCAGAUGUCAGCAGCUCAGAUACUGCCUCUGAAGCCACUACCUCUGCUGACACCUCAAGCACUACAGUCUCAGAUGUCACUACCUCUGCAACUACCGCCGCGGCUGCAAGCACUACCAGCAGCGAUUCAUCUGAUGAUUCUUCGUCGGGACUUGGCGGCUUCUUUGAUGCUAUAAAGAACGCUUUCGAGAAAGCUAAGAAUGUCACAGAGAACAUAAUCCAGGACAUCGUUGACACUGUAGGAGGUAUAACUGAGGAGAUCGUCGAGAAAGUACAGGACUUUGUAAAUACCACUCAGUCCCAGCUGAAAGACAUCCAGUCAGCUAUCGAAAAUUCGAUCGCCAGCGUGUCUUCAGAGCUGGCGAGCCUCGCGUCUGCGGCCGUGUCGGCCCUGGAGACGGCGGUGGCGGACCUGGCGACGCUGACGCUGAACAACAUCGAGCAGGCCGAGGAGGACAUGGAGGCUGCCAUCAACGCCACGCAGAAGCUCGCGGCCGCCGCCAGCGGCUUCGCUUCUAGCGCCGUCACCAACGUCGUCGAUUCCAUCGAGGGGGCUCUGAACAACACGGAGUCGCUGUUCGACAGUCUGAAGACGAAGCUGAAAAGCAACAGCAGCAGCAGCAGCUCUUGAGCGGAGCAGCCAGCAGCACGAGCGGCAGGCAGUCUUGCGGCGUCCGACUUGUCACGUCUCCGAAAGUGCCAGUUUCUCCACUACAAGAACUUGUUGUUGAGUAUGCCGCAGUGAAAUAAAGUGCCGUUCCAAUAGCA